UCCAGACGAAUAUUCCUCAAACCUGCGCAUAUAAAGCAAAUGUCUGUUGAUGAUCCUUUGGUAAAUGGCGUUCCGCUCUCCACUUUGAGAGUCGUAGAUUUGAAAGAUGAGCUGGAUAAACGUGGUCUAUCAAAACUUGGAAACAAAUCCGUUCUUCUGGAAAGGUUGAAAGAAUAUAUAUGCGAAAACGAACUACAAAAUUGCGUUGAGAAACCUGAAUCGCCAAAGAAAAGUCCUCCGCCGAAAGUGGCUUCCCCGGAAAAUCCUCUAGUCGCAGCUUACCUCGCUAGACAAGCUGAAGCUUUGGAAAGACAGAAAAAAGAUGCGGAACGAGUCCGCAGUUCAAGUGCGAGUGAAGUCGAUGAAGAAGGCCAUUCGGAAGAACCAGAAAAGAAACCUACGGCAACAGAAGCUCCAGCCGCAAAAGAAGUGUCGCAAGAAAAAGAAGCUCCCUCCGAAAAGCCAACGAAGACUCCCCGAAAACGCCAUCACCAUUCCGAGUCUGCAACGCUGCCUGAGAAGGAGCCUUCUCCGGAAAAGGAAGCUGCACCAGAGAAAGCUUCUAGAACUUCUCGUAAGCAAGAAGCGCCUCCCGAAUCGAAUGAACAGGAGGAACCGAUGAAGAAGAAGGCAGCAAAGGAGGAAGAGGUUAUGAAGAAGAAGACAGUUAGAGAGGAAGAAGCUGCAGCACCAACUAAGGACAUAGUUGAGACAACCGCAAAAGACAUAGCUGAGAAAGUUGCGGAACCUCUUCCGAAGACGAAAGCUCCUUCUCCCGUGCCUGAGGAAGCACCACAAGAAUCUCCAUCUAGCCCCGACCAAGAGGAGGAGCAUGGCAGAGAAGAAAGUCCUGCGCGUGAGGAACCUAUGGAAGAGACUAAAGAAGAGGAAAAGGCGGAAGAAAAGCAAAAGUCCGUAGAACCUGCAACUACUCGUGAACCUGAACCGGUGGAGGAUAAACUGUCGGAAGAAGUUGAUGAGACAACUCAGCAAUCACAAGAAAGUGUAGAAGUGAAAGAAAAUGAGGCAGAAAAGCAAAAACCUGCUGAAGAGCAAAAAGAGGAGAAGAUGGAAGAGGAAUCUAGGGCAUCAUCUGUAUCGAAACACGCAGAAGAAAAUGGAGGUAGCACUGCUGGCGAUCAUCUGGAGGAGCUGGACUAUGGAGAAGCAGAGGUUGAGGCUGAACCGGAUACUGACGAUAAAGAAACAAAGGAUGAGGUACUGGAACUUGAUGAAGCAGAAGAACGUGAAUUACAAAAACAGAAAAGACAUAUUGAAGUGACUAAAGAAUCUCAAGCAGAACACAAGGAAGAGAAGAAACGAAAAAUUUCUCCAUCGAGACAUCCAGAAUCUGACAUAGUUCACAUUCGUGGGUUGACUCGUCCAUUCACAGAUCGUGCGCUGAAAGCGGAGAUCUUGAAAACUGGUGGACAAAUUGUCGAUUUUUGGAUUGAUAGCGUGAAAAGUCACUGUAUUGUUCAGAUGCAAUCUAUUGACCAAGCUCGCGAAGUUAGAUAUGCAAUGCAUAACAUUCAAUGGCCAGCGGCUAAUCCUAAAACGUUAUCCGUGCAAUUUGAUACCAAGGAAAAUAUGGAGCGACACCGCAAUGGACUAAGCUCUUCAGCGACGUCGGCUACUCCUGCGCCUGCUACUCGCAGUGAAAGAAAGCACUCAGAUCGUGAAAGACCAGUGAUUGGCAUGCUUCCUGGAAGAAACCCUAGCCUGAAAAUUACGGUAGAGGCAGCGAUGCGUGAAAAUGAAAAACGUGAGGAGCACAAAGAGAAAGAAAGGAGAGAACGUGCAAAGGCUGAGAAAGAGUCUGAAACGAAAACAGAGAAAGAUGAAAAGAAGGAGAAGCCGAAGGAAGAACGACAUCACGACGACAAACAUUCCGUAGUGAGUGAGACGUCUUUGAAGAAAGACGAGCAUGACAGAAAGCGUCACCGUUCUGAAACGCCACCGUUCAGCAGAGCAGUGAUAGAAAAGAAAGAACGACGCGAUUCAUAUCAGAGGCAUGAUCGUGAGCAUGAUCGCGAACGUGAACGAGAUCGUUAUGACCGAAGACGUGAUGAUGAUCGAAUUAGACAUCGUGACGAACGCGAAGAAGAGAAAGAAAGGGAAGAAAAACCUGUAAAAACAGCUGAUUCAUUAUUCAUGAAGACGAAGACGUUACCAGCUAUAUACUUCUUGCCGUUGACUGAUGAGGAGGCAGCACAGCGACAAGAAAGGCUGCUGGAGGAGAAGAAAAAGCGCGAGCAAAAAGAACAGGAACCGCGACGAGCCUAUACCUAUGGAGCAUCCACGGAUUUAUCCGAUGUCCGUUCAUCACCGAUAGCCCCCGCAUGGGCGGGAGUGUAUACGUAA
Messenger RNA from Cylicocyclus nassatus, 2364 nucleotides. NCBI's taxonomy places the organism in Eukaryota, Metazoa, Nematoda, Chromadorea, Rhabditida, Strongylidae. The record is from the annotation of a GenBank genome assembly.